UAGUUCAGCUGAGCAUGAUGGGGUCACUUCCGGGUUUUCUCUGUUCGUGUCCCCCAGACUAGAUUAUUUCCAACAACUGUGCGCGUUUAUUUAUCAACUUUCCCCCGAAAUUACGAGGAAAGGGCUGUUCCCGGCAUCCUUCAAGGUCACCAAGGACUCCGCACGUUCCAUAAAUUGUGUUUCCAAAGCGAUAUUUUGUCUGGAGGAAGGGAAAACGACGAAAUUUUGGAGUGCGACGUGCCAUCCGGCGGAUCCUGGCUUCGCAGCUGUGUUUUGCUUCAUUUAACCAAAUAUCGGGAGUUGGAAUCUCGCCCAGAAUGGGUGAUUAGCACAGAUCUAUGCUCCUGUGAUGAGAUCUUCCCGCUUGUUUGAUGACAUCGCACAGUUGACAACGUGAGAAACGGCAGGGUUCGCGACUGAGACGGUUUCAACGCUGGAAAAACCAGACGGCGGAAAUCCAAGAUGGCCACCCCCAAGUUGAAGCAAUUCCUUAAAAAAGCUCUCGCAAAGUACAAGCACAAAGAUGUAACCCAGAAGGAGGUUAUGUCAACCCUCAAGCACUUUGAAGACCUCAAGCCAGUGGUAGACACGUACGUUUUCAACGACGGUUCGCAGACUGAGUUACUGUGUCUGUGUGGAACUAUUCCUGUCAAGAUAAAAGAACUACGAGGACAAAGUGCAUCGGCAGGGGCGUCAGGAGCUAACACCUACAACAUUCCGGUGUGUAUCUGGCUGACAGAAUUCCAUCCGGAGAUUCCCCCGCUGGUCUACGUUCGUCCGACCGGGAACAUGGUUAUCAACGAGUCCAAACACGUGGACAUGAACGGGAGGGUGUACAUGCCGUAUCUCCAUGAGUGGACACAUGCCCUUCAUCGGUCAAGCAGUGCCUCUAGUGUACCCGCUGCUCGCAGCAGUGCCUCUCGGUCAGGAAAUGCACUUCAACGGUCAAGCAGUGCCUCAGGUGUGCCAUCUGCCCGGAGCAGCCCCUCUCGAACAGGACAUGACUCGGAUCUGAUCGUUCUGAUUCAGCACAUGAGACGGGUGUUUUCCGAGGAGCCUCCCGUGUUCAUGAGAAGCGCGUGCCCGCCGGGAUCGUACCUCCCCGCCGAGAUCGAGAGAAUUCUGACGGACAAGGUUUACCGCAACCGGCAGAUAACACAGCUGGACGUCAGGAACGCCGUCACCAACUUCAAGGAUCUGAAAGUCCACGUGGAUGUGUUCAGUACUCCUGGGGCAUCCAAGAGAGAGUUGCUAUGUCUGAAGGGUACGGUACCUGUAAUCUACAAGGAGAGUACCUACAACAUCCCCCUCAAGGUCUGGCUGUUCGAGGACCAUCCUAACGCAGCGCCCGUCUGUUACAUCGUACCGACCGCCAACAUGAGAAUCAAUGACAGGUGUAAACACGUCAACGCUAACGGGAAGGUGCAACUGCCAUACCUGGACGACUGGAAAGAUGCAAACAGUGACUUGUUCAGUCUGAUCCAGGUGAUGAGGAUUGUGUUUGGUGAGGAGCCGCCAGUCUACGCCCUGGCUGAUGCCACAGGGGCAGACAACACGGUCGUCUCACCUGGUACUACAUCAGGUGAGUCAGGAACAGCCCCCACCUCCGCCAGUUCUGCCCCCCAGCAGGCAGACCAGCCCGUAGCCGACAAGCCGCCCAAGUCUGCAGACAGGGUGCUCUGCCUCAUCUGCAUGGACAAGAAGGUGGACUCGGUGGUGUACGACUGCGGGCACAUGUGCAUGUGUUUCGAGUGUGGGCAGGCCGUGCUGGACGCCCAGGCCAACUGCCCCAUGUGCCGCUCGAAAAUCAAGGACAUCAUCCGAACAUACCAUGCCGGGGUGGCCGAAUAGCAAAAGUCAGCAGUAGUUCUGUAUGAGUAGAAGCAUGGCACUUGUUCAUGAUGUUGUCCACUGCACACAGUACAACAACUGUUGUCCUGAGGUAGGACUUAAACUGUCGUUUCUAGCACAAUGGAGAAGGUUCAAGACAAAUUACAUCAGAACAGUGAUAGUCUUUUGUAAAUAAUUUCAUCAGGUUGGCCAACCUGGUGAAUGAUUGAACUAGUAAUUCUUCUAUUCACAACCACUUGUUUAACAAGAAGUGGUGCCAACCAUUCUAUGACUGUCUGCAAUCUUUAUCAGGGCUUCAGUGCACAGAGAACAAGUCAAUAUAGCCCUGGUGAAGAUGGCAAAGGGCCAUCAAAAGGUCGGCUAGUGAUAAACAAGUGGUUGUGAAUGAAAGGACUUUGCUAUUCAGUAGCAGUCUUUAUUGCUUCUAUGAUGUCACUUACAACUUAUGAUCAACUAAGUGGUGUGCUUUUUCUGCAUAAAAUUAAGAAAUUUCCCACACAAACCUUGAUCUCAGGGUAGAACUAUAGGAGAAUCACAAGGAUUUAGUUUCAAUCUAUGACCAAGCGUUUUUGCCUUGCCUAAGGCCUUCUUGUUCUUGGUUUAUAGGUUCACACUACAUUUGUACAUCUGAUGUAGAUCCUUAUUAAUGCCAAAUUAAGACACAAAUUGUCUUCAAAAUGGUGGAUUGCACAUUCCUGAACUAAGAGUUGUGCGGUCUCUGUCAAAUCUUAGGGUAAGCCACAAAUAAAUUCCACGUUGUGCUGGAGAUUCCAGUUUAAAUCUUGCUUCUUGGGAAUGAAUUCUAACAACACAGGUGGACCUUCAAGUCAACAACUGUUGUUACAGCAUUUUACCAACUGCAAAUCUUUCAUUGUAAAUAGUACCAACAUUGUAUUUAAUGGGCAACUUUCACUAGCUAGUAUGUAUUUUUACUUAAGACUACAAGUAUAGGGACAUCCCCUGUGUAAAGUUGUAUCUGCUAUUUUAAUCAUUCCACUGAUUACAGAAUUACAAUGCAGUUUGUAUAUUAACUGCUUGAAAACUGUUAGGGGUUUUUCAGGUCAUUGGAGGUGUUAAGAUUUGUUCUUUUCCAGUAGAGACUAGAUUACAGCUUGUAGAACAAAUUCAUACUGUUUUUAGAACAACAUCUUCUUCAAAGACAGAAGCAACAUGUGUAUGUUUGUGAUACUAGCAAGAGAAGAAUUAAUGAAGAAAACAUCUGGACCUGAUAUGGUUAUUUCUCUGUUAUUUUGGUAAAUACUGUUUCUCUGAUUGGUUCUCUAUCAUUGUAGCACAUUGUUUUUGUGGUAAUAUCAUGUGACCAACUGUACAUAAGACAAUACUAGUAUGUAAGAACAAAUCUGAUUGGUAGACUGACAGAGACAUUCCUUUUUGAUUGGUCUGGCAUGCAUUUUAGGUGUAACCAUGUGAUAGAAUAGAAGAUUCUUUUAUAAGCCAUUCAAUGCAAGAAUGUUUACUAUUGGACAAGUAGACACUUACAUGUAACUACCAAUGUGAUUGGUCCAGGCAAGCUUAUGUAACACACCUUCUAAUUGGUGCUGAAGCUACCAAUAAAUCGCAGCUUUUGGAACUGUACAAAAUUAAGCUAGUUACUACAAUUGGGCAUGCUGGUUUUUUUUCUGCAAAAGUUUUGAUGCAAUAUGUUUCAUACUGAGCCCAAUAUACUAUGUUAUGUGGUUUUAUGUGAUCAAUUUUCAA
Branchiostoma belcheri (Belcher's lancelet) is the source of this 3570-nucleotide messenger RNA. RefSeq names its product protein ELC-like. Gene Ontology annotation, molecular function: ubiquitin binding. The coding region runs from base 463 to 1851 and encodes 462 amino acids. The transcript has 11 exons. The record is from RefSeq and is a predicted model, not a curated record. Gene Ontology annotation, biological process: protein modification process; protein transport; endosome to lysosome transport. Lineage: Eukaryota; Metazoa; Chordata; Leptocardii; Amphioxiformes; Branchiostomatidae. Gene Ontology annotation, cellular component: ESCRT I complex.